AUGCCUCCAUCCACGGUGUUUUCAUACCUGCGGCGCGACCACCGUCGGCCUAGCUCGCCCGCAACAUCGACACACCCCACUGCCCACUCUUCGUCAACUGCACUGCCCGGCAGCAAUAUUUCCAAUCAACUUCUACCGCCGCAAAUCCCGCUGCCGAGCCCGUCGGCAUAUUCCCCGAGACUUCCGGAUACAAUUGUUGGAUCGACUCCGCUGUUUGAACCACUGCAGCGGCAACAGCAGCAGUUGUUACAGCAAUCGGGAUCGGACUACAACAAUUUUACCCAUUAUAAUAAUCACGGUGGGAAGGCGGAGCAUGUUCCCGAUUCACGAAGGAAACAAGAUAGUAGCACCGCCGGGCGCGACAAUAUUAGUACCAUUUUUCCUUUGUCAGCAUCGCCGCAGAUAAUUAUACCUCCUCCGAAUCCCGAUCGUAUCCGCCCACACUCAGCUGGGAGUGAUAAAUGGAAGAAAGCUUCGGUGUCUGCUGAUUCCCAGCACCAGACGACAAUGAUACGACCAGACCAGCACGACGGUAAUGUUUACAGUAGCAAACCUACUUCUCCGUGGAAACUUACGUUUGGCAAGAAUAUACUGUCGGACAGCUCGAAGGGCAGUAGUAGUGGUGGUGCAAGUGCAGGAGGAUACAUUUAUUCACAAGGAAGUACCUACAACAACAGUACACGAUCAAGACCCUCUCCGCCUGGAUAUGUGGAAUCUAACAGCAACAUCAAUACUUUCUCUGGUGGCCGCGAAUAUUUCAAACACGAAAGCAGCAGCAGUGGCAGCAGCUUUCGACGGGAUACUAGUAGCCAUGAUGCCGCUUACGAGCCCGCGCAUCCUCUCUAUCAACGAGGGAAGACGCGAUUGAACCUUCUCAAUCCCAUGGCUCUGUUAGCCCGCCGUCGGUCGGCACGGGCUUUGGCACUGCGUCCAGAAGAUAUAGGAACGGGUAGGCUGGCACUGCCUGCAUUGCCAGAUGAUUAUGAUCCAAGGAUUCGCGGGAAGCUUUUUCAUGAUUUUUCGGCGCCGCGGCCGAGACCGGGUGUGCCAGUGAAGACUCCGCAGCCGUUGACUCAACCGCCGGUGGUGAAUUUACAAGAUGCUCACAAUGACAAAGUGGCACCUCCUGUUCCAGUUUUGAAAGAGGGUGUCGGAUUUGUGAAGCAAGAGUCUCAGGUGAAUGAUGAGAGAAGUUUCCCUGAGAUUGGUUCGAGUUACCGGCCUCCCUCUCCUGAUCGAUCUCAUCCCAUCGGACAGGUCCAUGAUAAACCAUUACCUUUGAGACAAACAAGCGUAGAGGUGCAGAAGGAUAAACGAGCCUCGAGGUCUUCUGGUGUUAGAUCAUCCAGCGCAAGAUCCAAGGUGUCAAUGGUUCACGACGGCUCGUUUCAACCCUCAGGCUUACCGCGGCAUCUCACAAGCAGCGCUUCAAGAUUCAGUUUCGAUCUGGCGGGGGGAGACUCUGCAUCCCAGGAGCGACUUAUGGAAGAAAGACACAAGGAGAAAGAAGCUGCCAAAAGGGCGAAAGCACAGCUUGACCAAACUUACGAUUCUGACUCUGAUGAUUUUGACUACGAUGCAAUGAUGGAUGAUGGUAUGUUUGAAGAGAGGAUUCCAGGCGUGAAUGUUGAUGCGAAUUUGGGAGGUGAAUUUGAUGACUUUUCGGGUCAGGGGCACGUUCUUAGAGUGCUAGGGAAUAAUAACUUGUUCGUACCGGUGUUGCCUACUCUGCUGUCUAGCCCUAUGAGUGCACUAGACUUGAACUCCUCUGCGCCCUGCUCACCGGAACAGGAGAUGCCAGCUCCACUGAUGAUAAAUCCCAAUAAUACAUUUGCUGGUUUGGCUGCAAGCGUUACUAUCUUGCAGAAUGGUUCAGGGGCCAAUAUGAUGCCUAUUAAAUCCCUAUCACCGCAAGAGAUAUCACCACAGGCACCCUUCGAUCUGGGGGAUGAUGAGGACGAGUUAUACUUUGACGAUGGCCUGAUCGAUGAUAUUGGGGGAGAAAUUGAGAAUGGGGAAAAGUUUGAUGAAUCUGUUUUUGACGACGAGAAUAGCCAUCUCUACGAGAGGAAAGCAGAGUUCAUUAUAGCUUUACCUUCCGUGCCGGAUGAGGACAACGUCCAAAAUGAUGCCCAAGAAGGAGCAGCCGUGGCGGAAGGAGGAGGAGGAGGAGGAGAAGAAGAAGCUGAGGGUGAGAGUGAUGCUGUAAAUGUGCCACUGGUAGCUCAGAACAGCGUAUUACAGCGGAAUAUUUCCAGUCAAAGCGGUGGGAUCAAUAGAAAGUCUAGAGAUAUAAAUAGGCGGGACAUGCAACCAAGUGCCAUAUGCGGCUUGACGGAAGGCAAUCUGGAGCAAUACCAUAGUGCCCUCGCCCAAGCCGCCAACGAAGCCGCUCUCAACGGCCGCUUCGAGCGAAGCAGGAGCAUCAGCGAAAAUUCCAGCAGUGAUGGCAGCAUAUCGCAGUCCGCUGCUGAGUCGCGCCCAGACCUAACAGCGGACGAUAGUCGUAUUAGCAUAACUGUUGACUCUCUGGCCUUCGACGACUUCGAUUACAACGACGAUGACUACCUUGACGAAGACGCAGCCAUUAUCGCUGCGGCCAACGCCGAGGCCCUCGAGAAUGACGACGAGGGUUUCUACGGGCAGGAAUUCGGCUUUUAUCCUCAGGCUGUUGGCGAUUGUGACGAGGAGAUGGUUCUUGGUGGGUAUUUUGGCACAAGGGGCGUCGAUGGGGUUACGAGGAGUCAUAGUGGGCGGGUGAAUUUUCAGGAACCGAGUCUUACGCCUAUUACAGAGCGGAGUGAGUGGAGUACGCGUAACUCUAUCGUUUCUUUAACGGCACACCCUGGUGUAAUGACUGGCGCUGCUGCGCCAUUGGCGAGUCCGCAGCCGCUGACGCCUUUGACGCAUCUUGACAUGGGGAGUAUUGACGAUGAGAUGAAUGCGCUUCUGAAAUUGAGGAGGGGUGCGUGGGGGGGCAGUAAUGGGAGUUUAAGGAGUAGUGCAGCGAGUCAGGCGCAUACUACGGGUGGUUCUCCGAUUAUGUCUAGUGCGUGUGUGGCUGCAGCGUCAGCGUCAAGUCGAGGAAGUUUUGUCAAUUUUCAUGAUGUGUCGAGUGAGCAGAGACGGUCUAGCGGGAAUGGGGACGGGAAUGGGAAUACCUUGCCGGCUGGGUCGCCGGUUGGGGUGGAAAGCAACAACAGCAACAGCAGCAGCAGCAGCAACAACAACAACAACAACAACAUGCAACAUUUCUAUUCGCUUUCUCAGUGUCAUUCCCAUCCUCAUCGUGCUCAACAACAACAGCAACCGCAGCAUCAAAAUUACUACCAAGUUGGUGGAGAUAUAUCGCCAGCGACCAGCUACAACAACAACAGACCUCCGCAACCUGAAAACGGAAAACUCCUUCCCCAAACUGAACACUCCGACCAACACUCCUAUCCAAAACCCCAACCACAUCCACAACCAUAUCCGCAUCCGCAUCCGCAUCCGCAUCCGCCUCUGUCCCAUCUCCAUCUCCAUCGCCAUUGCCAACCCAAAACCUCACUAAAUAUCGACACCGCCAGAGCCAACAUCUCUUCCACCACCUCCACCCUCAUCUCUCCAUCCUUCGCCAAAUCCUACAGCCGCAACAUUAACAAACCUCAUCACAGACGCUCCAGCAGCGCUGGCGAGAGCAUCAGCUAUGUCAAACAGACUGAUGAAGCGGGCGGGGAUCAAUGGGUGCUUGAGAGACGGCGCACGGGCGAAGGUGGGGAGCACGAGGUUGUGGAGAGGGAGGUUAUGGAUUGGGGGAUGAUAUGA
Messenger RNA from Paracoccidioides lutzii Pb01, 3804 nucleotides. RefSeq lists its product as hypothetical. The transcript has a single exon. The record is from RefSeq and is a predicted model, not a curated record. Bases 1 to 3804 code for a protein of 1267 amino acids.